This is a messenger RNA of Medicago truncatula (barrel medic), 366 nucleotides long. Its product is annotated as MLP-like protein 34. The record is from RefSeq and is a predicted model, not a curated record. Gene Ontology annotation, biological process: defense response. Lineage: Eukaryota; Viridiplantae; Streptophyta; Magnoliopsida; Fabales; Fabaceae. Bases 1 to 366 code for a protein of 121 amino acids. The transcript is spliced from 2 exons.
AUGUCCCUGGCCCCACUUCAUUGGCGAUUUGGCAAGGUUUUGGGACACGUGGCAGUUGCACGGAGCACCACGUGGCAUAAGUUGCACAAAGGAAAAAAACAAAGUGCUAAAGAAAAAGUUGAGACUAUAGAUGAUGACAAUAAGGUAAUUACAUAUAGCUUCUUUGAUGGGGAAGUGGGUGAGAGUUACAAGAGUUUAAAGGUAACAUUACAAGUGAUUGAUAAGGAACAUGGUGGUGGGAUUGUGAAAUGGACAUUUGAGUAUGAGAAACUAAAGGAGGAUAUUACAGGUCCAUCUCCUGAUUCAUUUUUGGAAUUUGCUGCAAAGGUCACAAAAGAUAUUGAUGCUCAUCUUAUCAAGGAAUAA